Molecule: messenger RNA, 2336 nt
Organism: Anoplopoma fimbria (sablefish)
Lineage: Eukaryota; Metazoa; Chordata; Actinopteri; Perciformes; Anoplopomatidae
Product: UDP-glucuronosyltransferase-like
Exons: 5
Coding region: 106-1689 (527 amino acids)
Molecular function (GO): UDP-glycosyltransferase activity
Source: RefSeq, a predicted model, not a curated record
AAACACACACUCCCUCUCACGCACACACACACAUAAAAGCUUCCUCUUAACAGCAGCUACCACUAGCUCUGACAAGGAGCAAGCUUGCACUACAGAGAGGAGGCAAUGAGCAGCGGGGUGUGGUUCCCUGCACUGGGGCUGCUGGCCUGGCUGUGCUGCCUAAGUGUGGGGCCCGUUUAUGGGGGGAAAGUGCUGGUUGUGCCUGUGGAUGGGAGUCACUGGCUUAGCAUGAAGAUACUGGUGAAGGAGCUUACCAAAAGGGGCCAUGAGGCUGUGGUGGUGGUGCCUGAGAGCAGCCUGUUGAUGCAAGGCUCAGAUAGCUACAAGACUGAGAUCUACCAAGUGCCCUUUACCAAAUCUGAUCUGGAUGGAAUAUUCAACCAGCUGAAGGAUGGAGUUUUCCUCAAGCCACCAGAAAUCACAGAUAUGUUCAUCAACAUGCAGCGUUUGGUUAACUUUACGUCAAUGCAGGUGACAGCCUGCGAGAGUUUGCUACACAACCAGCCUCUAAUGAGUAAACUGAAGGGAGCUGGCUUCGAUCUUGUGCUUACAGACCCCUUCCUUCCCUGUGGCUCCAUCCUGGCUCAUGUCUUUUCCAUUCCAGUGGUUUAUUUCCAGCGGGGACUUCCAUGUGAUCUGGAUUCAAAGGCUAACCAGUCCCCCGCUCCUCCUUCCUAUGUUCCUGUGUACUUCUCUGGUAACACAGACAUCAUGAACUUCCCACAGAGAGUCAAAAACAUGCUGAUGUCUAUUUUGGAGUCAUACAUGUGCAAAGUAAUAUAUUACCAUUUUGACGAUCUGGUCAGCAGGUACUUAGGAGACAACAUAACCUACAAGGACCUUUUAAGUCAUGGCGCUAUCUGGCUUCUCAGAUAUGACUUUACCUUUGAAUAUCCCAAACCUCUCAUGCCAAACAUGGUUUUUAUUGCCGGGAUCAAUUGUCAAAAGAUAGCUCCUCUGCCAGUGGACUUGAAGGAAUUUGUGGAUGGCUCAGGAGACGACGGCUUUAUUGUCUUUACCCUGGGCUCAAUGGUGUCCAGCAUGCCUGAGGAGAAGGCUAAACAGUUCUUUGAUGCCUUUCGGCAAAUUCCUCAAAGGGUUGUUUGGAGAUACACUGGAGUCUUACCUGACGAUGUACCAAAGAAUGUGAAACUUAUGAAGUGGUUACCUCAGAAUGAUCUCCUAGGCCAUCCCAAAGCUAAAGCCUUCAUCACUCAUGGAGGUACACAUGGUAUCUAUGAGGGCAUCUGCAACGCUGUACCCAUGUUGAUGUUCCCACUGUUUGGGGACCAGGGGGACAACGUGCAUCGCAUGGUGUCCCGAGGUGUUGCAGAGAAACUCACAAUUUAUGAUAUGACUACUGAAACCCUAUUGGUUGCACUGGAUAACAUCAUCAAUAACAAAAGUUACAAAGAGAAGAUAGUGAAGCUGUCUCAGAUACACUUGGACCGUCCCGUUCAGCCUUUGGACCUGGCUGUCUUCUGGACCGAGUUCGUCAUGAGGCACAAAGGAGCUGAACAUUUACGGGUAGCUGCACAUGACUUAAACUGGAUUCAGUACCAUAGCCUGGAUGUCUUUGGCUUUUUUGUCAUCCUUCUCAUCACUGUUUUAUGGGUGACAGUCAAAAGCUGCUUGUUCUGCACCCGCAAGUGUUUCGGAAAGGGGACUCCAAAGAGAAAGAAAGAGUAAUGUUUCUGAUGCAACCUCAUCAGUGAUUUGUUCUAUAAGCUCUGUAAUGAAAUGAAACGUGUGUGUCGGUGUGUGUGUGUGUGUGUGUGUGUGUGUGUGUGUGUGUGUGUGUGUGUGUGUGUGUGUGUGUGUGUGUUUGUGUAUGUGCGUGCGUGCAUGGUGUCAAUUUUGUCAUGAUUUUAUCUGUAAUCAUUUUUUAUAAUGGGUUAAUCUAACAAAUCUAUUUUUGAAAAAAAUACACUAUACAGACUGUGUGCAUGGUGUUUCUUUUGUCAUGAUUUUAUCUGUAAUAAGUUUUUAUAAUGGGUUAAACUAACAAAUCUAUUUUUGAAAAAAAUACACUAUACAGACUAAUGUGAUAUUUUGCCAAAUAAAUAAAACUUAAUUAAAUUGACACUUUACUUUGAAAUGUUUCCACCAGUUGGACUGUCCAGCACUGUGAGUGUGGGUGGGAUGGUUUAAUAGGCUGCAGAAGUUAACUUUGGUUAUUGAGUGGGUUGAAUAAUUUACUGUACUAAAGCUAACCACAGUAGCUAAUAGCUUUAUUCGUACAUUGUUUUGCUGAAUUAGCCUGCUAGUAAGCAAGCUAACGACACAUGGAAUAUGGACCUUGACAAUUAUUCACAUAAAGAGCAUUGUUAAAACUA